Molecule: messenger RNA, 1274 nt
Organism: Galendromus occidentalis (western predatory mite)
Lineage: Eukaryota; Metazoa; Arthropoda; Arachnida; Mesostigmata; Phytoseiidae
Gene: mdlc
Product: RING finger protein mdlc
Exons: 3
Coding region: 256-1173 (305 amino acids)
Biological process (GO): snoRNA splicing
Cellular component (GO): U2-type spliceosomal complex
Molecular function (GO): metal ion binding
Source: RefSeq, a predicted model, not a curated record
AUAACACUGCAGGUAGCGCGACGAAACGCAUUUCGACUUCGGAACUUUGCAGAUUCUAUGGCUCUCCGCUGAUUUGUCCAACCCGCUUGCGGAGCCCACAGGUGAAUCAUCGUUACCCGUUCUCUCGGAAUUCCGAAGUCCAAGGGGGAGCUCCCGAUCGAGGACUCUCCACUCCCCGAAUCCUCGCCUGAGAUCGACGCAUCAAAAACUCAGAACACCGCAUCCACUCACUCGGAGCUGCGUUGGAAGCUGAACAUGUCAGAAGAAAGUUCCAAGCCAGCUCAGAGCAGCUCACUGUUCAAGACUCGAGCUCGUCCAGGAGGCGGCAUCCGAACUAGGAAAGAAUCGUCAGACGAGUCUGAUGGCGAGCAAUCGUCGGUGAAAAGAGUGGAGCGCAAGAAAUCGCGCGGCUUGGUGACAGAGAAUACGAACAGAAAGAAAUGGAAGCAGGACGAAGAAUCUGUGGUCCAUUCUUUCGCGUCGAACAAGCAGAGAGCGGGGCCAUCUGAUCAAGGAGCAACGGCCACCAUAGAAAUCGACACCGAAUUGGACAAGGACGCGAGAGCGAUUUUCGAACGAGCUCAGAAGGUCAACGAAGACCUCCAAGGCAAGGAAGAUGACAGAGUCUAUCGAGGGAUCAACAACUAUACCCAGUACAUAACGAAAAAGGACUCUGCUGCUGGCAGUGCCGCGAAGAUGAAAGUCAAGGGACCGCUCCGAGCUCCAACAAAUAUUCGCAGCACAGUACGAUGGGAUUAUCAGCCAGACAUCUGCAAGGACUUCAAGGAGACGGGAUUCUGCACUUUUGGUGAUUCGUGCAUCUUCAUGCACGACCGCAGCGAUUACAAGCACGGGUGGCAGUUGGAUCGAGAGUGGGACGCGAAACACAAGAAACGAGCUCAAAACGGGGCUAGCGAUGACGAAGACGACGACGACGAAUAUCGCAUUCCCUCCGAUGAAGAAGACCUUCCCUUCGCGUGCUUCAUAUGUCGCGAGGAUUUCGUUGAGCCUGUUUCGACAAAAUGCAAACAUUAUUUCUGCAAGAAGUGCGCGCUAGAUAACUUGAAGAAGUCGAGUCGCUGUUUCGUGUGCGCUAAACAGACGGGAGGAACUUUCACAGCGGCCCGAGAGCUGGAAGAGAAGCUCAAGAAGCGGAGGGAUCAAACCGCUUGAAUAUCUGUUAUCUGUAUACGGGAGCGAGAACUCGUCCGAAUGAGAACGAGAACUCAUUUUUGUACAUAAAGUGAAAUGUCCAUUAAAUGAUUGAAACGCGU